UAGAAGUUGCGAUGCUAAAAUGGACGCCAUGUGAAAAAUGCAUCGGCGACAGUAUCGAAAGAAAAAAUUAUUGUUACAAGCUUAAUCAAUGCUGGCUCAUUCUCUGCAGGACUAUCAUGCAUUAAUUGUUAUACUUAUAUACAUUGUUCGCAAUAUUGCAAAAUGACUCAGCCUACUACAAUUUAUUAAAUUAUACUCUGGAGGAAAUAGCCUAUUGUGCAUAUAACAGAUGAUAUAUAGAAAAUAAAAUAAUAUAAAUUUCUCCAACCGUUAAUUGAUACGAGUAACAUCGAAUUUUCAUUGAUAGAUGGCGUGAAUUUAGCCAGCUUUCAGUAUAAUUUUCAUACCUACGUUCGUGUCGUCUCUUGAUUCAAGUCCGCGAAAACUCAGUACUGUAGCCUGGCCGUGGCUCGGUAUUUUACCUCCUAUAUAUUCUCAGUUGGACUUCUGAGGCAAGCAUUAAUAUGAAUUCUUAGUUCGUACUUGAUGUGAUCCAAUGGAAUUUUUGAAUUGCUAAUUUUUGAAGAUAUAGAAUCAAUGUACACAUGUGAACUCGAGUGGAAUGGCAAAUAUCGAUCUGACGACAUCGUUCGCUUGACCGUAUCAUAGAUUCAAAACUUGAACUGUAAAAAAAUAUGUCCAGCAAUACUUUCUUCCUGAACGAGCCGGGCGUUCCGAGGGGGCCGAAUAUCGAAGUGCUGUCGAUCAGAAAUCCGAAAUUGUUUCAAGAGUACGUAAACAGACUGAAAGAGUCGGGCUGUCUCAACACGGAGGAGGAAUUCGGAGAGCUGCCGAUACUGACGGUUCUCAAAUGUCGAUCCUACGACAAAACGAAAAUGCUGAUCGACGCCGGCGCCGACAUUUAUCUGCGCAACAGCCGCGGCCGAAGCGCGCUCCAUUUCGUCGGCCAGCGCUUGACGAGCACCAGCAUUCUCAAGCUUUUCAUACAGAAAGUCAAGGAUGACUGCUUCGACAUCAAAGAGAAGAUCGCCGCAAGACUCGCCGAGGCUGACUGGUCUCUGCACCGUAUUAUCGAGGUGCGAGACGUGGAGGUGACCAGAUUCGCCUUUAGGCGCGGUUACAACAUCCAGCUCAUGACCAAGGCGGGCUUCAACGGCGCGACCCCGCUGCACGUGGCCGUGAGGAACGUCGACGUAGCCAACGUCAGGUACCUGCUCAGGUUCGGCUCGUUCGAAAAUGCCAGAGACAACCACGACAAAACGCCGCUGUCCUGCGUGUACGACUGCAACCAGGACAGGAUGGAGGACAGGUACAGGAUUCUGAGGAUGCUCCUCGCGCAAAAGUUGGAAAUAUUGGAGAAGCUGAGCGAUUUUGAGAGCCUGCUCAAGUACUGCGAUAGCAGGGGGAUGGAGAUGCUGCUGCAGCACGGCUUCGAUCUCGAAAUUACCGAUCAAAAGCUGAAUAACGCGCUGCACUUCCUGGCGAGAAACAAAAACCCGAGAGUGAUCGACCAGAUGCGCGGCUAUGGCUUGGACCCGAACGUGUGCAACUCCUCGGGGGUGACGCCCUUGAUGCACGCGGCGAACGUCGGCAACGUGCUCGCGCUCGACUUUCUGCUCGAGCAGGGCGCCAACACGGAGUUCGUCAAUCUUAAAGGUCACACGGCGCUGUUUUACGCCCUGGAGAAGUCGUCCGGCAGCGACGACGAGCGCAGGCGCUGCGUUUGCACGCUUCUGGAAUACGGCGCGAACCCACUCUACGACACGAACGACGGCCGCCCGACAAUCUUCGGCUUGCUUUCGCAGGAGUGCAACUACUGGGCAAUGCAGAUUGUACUGGCGCACCUUGCCUUCCAGCAAUUGAAAGGCACGCCCGUGCCCGAGCCCUUUCUCACCAGAAUCGAGUCCAAAGAUCGAUUCAGAAACUACUUUGAGCGCAGCAAGCAGCAUCUCAUCGGCAAGGUCCACGACACUUUGGACCUCUUCGACCUGUUGACCGUCACCGAGCCCAAGUUCCAGUGUUACAUGCGCUUCGACGGAUUCGUCUCCAAUGUUCAAGCUUGCAUAAACAAUACCUUUAUCUCCUACUAUUUUAGAGUCGUACUAAAAAAACGCUUAGUAAAAGCCAGUCAGAUUGCCUCGCUCAAAUCUGAAGCUAUUCACAUCGUCAGGAUUAUGAGAUUGGAUUAUAAAAUAUUUCCUCUCAUAGCUGACACGAUAAUUAACUAUUUGGACGAGCAGAGUUUAAGAAAUCUAAUAGACGCAUUUACAUCUGACGAUGAAUGUGAUGACCGUUAAAUAGACAACUAUCCUUUUAUUUGCGCAGCUUUAGUAUAAAUUACAUUUGAAAUAUGCAAUAAGACAAUAAUUACAUCAAUCAAAGUUUUAUAAGAACGAUGCGACGUGGAGUAUAGUCAAUUCCUAUUUUUAACUAUGUUCUGCUAAUCAGCUGUUUUUUCUGCAAAAUGAAAUUUGUAUCGUGUAUUUUAGUAAAAAAGUUGUAUUGUUCUGAUAAUUAUAUGGUCGAAAGUGUACAGUAAUUUUAAAGAAAUAAAAUAAAUCAACGAUAAA
Messenger RNA from Phymastichus coffea, 2531 nucleotides. RefSeq names its product ankyrin-3-like. Gene Ontology annotation, molecular function: protein binding. Lineage: Eukaryota; Metazoa; Arthropoda; Insecta; Hymenoptera; Eulophidae. The coding region runs from base 636 to 2258 and encodes 540 amino acids. The transcript has 2 exons. The record is from RefSeq and is a predicted model, not a curated record.